UGCCUGAGCGGGAAGAUGCUUCCCCUGUCCUUGCUGAAGACGGCACAGAACCACCCCAUGUUGGUGGAGCUGAAAAAUGGAGAGACUUACAAUGGUCACCUGGUGAGUUGUGACAACUGGAUGAACAUCAACCUUCGAGAAGUCAUCUGCACCUCCAGGGACGGAGACAAGUUCUGGAGGAUGCCUGAGUGUUACAUCCGUGGUAGCACCAUCAAGUACUUGCGCAUCCCAGAUGAGAUAAUCGACAUGGUGAAAGAGGAAGUGGUAUCAAAGGGCCGGGGCCGGGGCGGAAUGCAGCAGCAGAAGCAGCAGAAGGGGCGCGGGAUCGGCAGCGCAGGGCGAGGGGUGUUCGGUGGCCGUGGCCGAGGCGGGAUACCUGGCAGUGGCCGAGGACAGCAGGAGAAGAAGCCGGGGAGGCAGCCGGCGAAACAGUGA
Molecule: messenger RNA, 435 nt
Organism: Euleptes europaea (tarantolino)
Lineage: Eukaryota; Metazoa; Chordata; Lepidosauria; Squamata; Sphaerodactylidae
Gene: LSM4
Product: LSM4 homolog, U6 small nuclear RNA and mRNA degradation associated
Exons: 5
Coding region: 16-435 (139 amino acids)
Biological process (GO): P-body assembly; mRNA splicing, via spliceosome; spliceosomal snRNP assembly
Cellular component (GO): P-body; spliceosomal tri-snRNP complex; U6 snRNP
Molecular function (GO): U6 snRNA binding
Source: RefSeq, a predicted model, not a curated record